Messenger RNA from Verruconis gallopava, 1788 nucleotides. RefSeq names its product methylmalonate-semialdehyde dehydrogenase (acylating). The record is from RefSeq and is a predicted model, not a curated record. NCBI's taxonomy places the organism in Eukaryota, Fungi, Ascomycota, Dothideomycetes, Venturiales, Sympoventuriaceae. The coding region runs from base 1 to 1578 and encodes 525 amino acids. Gene Ontology annotation, molecular function: malonate-semialdehyde dehydrogenase (acetylating, [NAD(P)+]) activity; methylmalonate-semialdehyde dehydrogenase (acylating, NAD+) activity. The transcript has 2 exons. Gene Ontology annotation, biological process: thymine catabolic process; L-valine catabolic process. Gene Ontology annotation, cellular component: mitochondrion.
AUGGUAAAUACGUCGGAUACUUCCAAGGCGGUGGCACCUACGACCAGCCACGGUUCCCAUGAGAAACUUCGUUGUAUCACCGACACCACAAACUUCAUAGACAACAGGUUUGUCCCUUCACAAGCCACAGAAUGGUUUGAGGUCAAGGAUCCGGCAACAAACUAUCUUGUCACAAGAGUUCCCCAAUCUACCCAGGCCGAGCUCGAGACAGCUGUCGCCUCUUGUCAGAAUGCGUUUCCUGCCUGGAAGGCGACCUCCAUCAUGCGACGGCAGCAAGUAAUCUUCAAGCUGACGCAUCUGAUACGCGAAAACAUGGAUCGCAUCGCUCGCGUCAUCACCCUGGAGCAGGGGAAAACUUUUGCCGAUGCAAAAGGGGAUGUCCUACGCGGUCUACAGGUGUGCGAAACCGCGUGCGGCAUAACCACGCAGAUUACGGGCGAGGUCAUUGAAGUGUCCAAGGACAUGGAAACGCGCUCGUAUCGAGAGCCCUUGGGCGUGACGGCCGCGAUUUGCCCGUUCAAUUUCCCCGCUAUGAUUCCGCUGUGGUCACUGCCCUUGGCUCUGGUCACCGGCAACACUCUUCUUCUCAAGCCUUCCGAACGCGAUCCAGGGGCUGCGAUGGUAAUUGCAGAGCUGUGCGCGGAAGCGGGGGUACCACCGGGCGUGCUGAACGUCGUCCAUGGUGCACACGACACGGUGAACUUCAUCCUCGACAACCCUGUUAUCAAAGCGGUCUCGUUCGUUGGAUCGAAUAGAGCCGGCGAAUACGUCUACACCCGCGGAACCGCGCAGGGAAAAAGAGUGCAGGCCAACCUCGGGGCUAAGAAUCACGCUGCCCUGCUCCCUGACUGCAAUAAAAACCACGCGUUGGCGGCGAUCGUGGGCGCAGCGUUUGGAGCUGCCGGUCAGCGCUGCAUGGCUCUUUCUGCACUUGUCCUCGUCGGUGAGACCAAGAGCUGGAUUCCACAGCUGGUCGAAAGGGCGUGUCAGCUGAAGAUAAACGGCGGUUUCGAGAAGGACGCCGACUUGGGACCGCUGAUAUCGCCAGAGUCGAAAAAGCGAGCUGAAGACCUGAUUGCGAGCGCGGAGGCCGAGGGCGCCACCAUCGUGCUGGACGGACGUGGCAAGAAGCCUGCCGACAAGAACUUCGCGCGCGGGAAUUGGCUCGGACCAACCAUCAUAGCGAACGUAAAACCGAGCAUGAGAUGCUACCGCGAGGAGAUCUUUGGUCCCGUGCUGGUGUGCUUGAGCGUCGACACGAUCCAGGACGCAGUCGACCUGAUCAACAACAACGAAUACGGCAACGGGGCCGCGGUGUUCACCAACUCCGGGUCUGUCGCGACUCUCUUCCAACGAUCGCUGGAGACCGGCCAGAUCGGCAUAAAUGUGCCCAUCCCGGUGCCUCUCCCCAUGUUCUCCUUCACGGGAAACAAGAGGUCCGUCGCCGGGACGGGCGUAAGCAACUUCUACGGCAAGGAUGGCAUCCGCUUUUACACGCAGUGGAAGACGGUCACGAGUCUGUGGCGUGCCGAGGACGCUCACAGAACGGAAAAGCAGGUCGUGAUGCCUAGAAUUUAGUAUGUAUCCAGCCGAGACGUUGUUACUAUGCACGCGGCCAGCGACGAGAGUGAUCUGGGUCAGAACGUGAUCCAAUAUACGCAACGGUGACGUGCAUUUCGCCCCGAGAUGCAGGGAGCAUCUAGAACGAUUGACUCUGGUCCUAGCAGGGCUUCGCUGUUGGUCACGAUCCAAGGAUGUCUGUCAAGUUCUAGCCGUUAUUAGAUAGAG